CUUCUUUCCGAUGUCGAAAAAGCGCUCGAUCGUAGCCUGGAAUUGCUGCAGUUGGAUUAUGGUCGGUGUCUUUCAAAUACUGUGCAAGUUCUGAAAGAUCGCUAAUCGUCGUGAAACUAUAGUCGACAUAUAUUUGAUGCAUUUCCCCCAUGCCUACCGUGCUGGUCCCGACAAUAGCACAUUUCGCCAUUCUAAUGGAAAGCCGGUUAUUGACCACCUAUUAUCGCGUGACUAUCCAUCAACCUGGGCAGCCAUGGAAAGGCUUGUCGAUAAUGGCAAAGCUAGAUCGAUCGGUGUUUCCAAUUUCAACGUUCUCAAACUGAAGAGACUUCUCGAGACGGCUAGGAUCCCUCCAGCAGUAAACCAGGUCGAGCUUCAUCCGUACCUGCCGCAGUCUGCACUCGUCAAGUUUUGCAACCAAAACGGUAUCCAUGUUAUGGCCCAUCAGCCACUAGGAGGGAAGCCCGUGGCGGUUGUGAGCCCGAAUGCCGAUCGACCUGGCCCUCUGGAUGAUUCGGAUAAGAUUGCAAAAAUAGGUGCAAAAUACCGGAAAUCUCCCGCACAGGUUAUUCUGUCCUGGAUUGUCCAGCAGAAUAUCUCUGUCAUCCCGAAAACAGUCCAUGGAUCGCGAAUGUUAGAGAAUAGAGAUCUACAGAAGUUGUCGGACGAAGACAUGAUCGAGAUCUCGAAUCUGUCGAAGGUGAAGGGGGAAGUUCGCUACUUGGAUCCAAGAAACCAUAUUGGGUUUGAUAUUUUUGACGAGGGUCAUGAUGAGCCGGUACAUGGAGAAUGA
Messenger RNA from Aspergillus heteromorphus CBS 117.55, 793 nucleotides. Its product is annotated as aldo/keto reductase. Gene Ontology annotation, cellular component: cytosol. Gene Ontology annotation, molecular function: aldose reductase (NADPH) activity. Lineage: Eukaryota; Fungi; Ascomycota; Eurotiomycetes; Eurotiales; Aspergillaceae. The record is from RefSeq and is a predicted model, not a curated record. The transcript is spliced from 6 exons. The coding region runs from base 137 to 793 and encodes 218 amino acids.